This is a messenger RNA of Penicillium arizonense, 1344 nucleotides long. RefSeq lists its product as uncharacterized. The coding region runs from base 1 to 1344 and encodes 447 amino acids. Gene Ontology annotation, molecular function: oxidoreductase activity. The record is from RefSeq and is a predicted model, not a curated record. NCBI's taxonomy places the organism in Eukaryota, Fungi, Ascomycota, Eurotiomycetes, Eurotiales, Aspergillaceae. The transcript has 3 exons.
AUGCAUCCCGGCGGUGCCUCAUCAAUUCUGCAAUAUGCAGGCAAGGCUCGCCAGGACGCAACAGAAGAAUAUGAUGCCAUUCACACCCCCGGAACAAUUGAAUCGUCCCUAUCACUGGAUAAAUGUCUUGGAGAACUAGAAAAUCAGACAGACCGACCUCCAACCAAACGACAGGAGGAGUGUCCAACUCCAGAUGGCAAUCAACCAACGGGAACUCCGAUACAGCUCAUUGCCUGUCUGGAUGAUUUUGAACUAGCAGCAAAGAAAAUAUUGAAUCAAAGAUCAUGGAUAUACUACUCAUCUAGUGCCGGAUCUAUGGAGUCUCACGCUCGCAAUCUUGCAGACUGGUCUAAGGUCACAUUCCGCCCACGCGUCCUGCGCAAUGUUGAGCAUGUCAACAUGGGGCGUACUAUCCUUGGACAUCCCAGCAAUGCUCCUUUCUUCAUCGCUCCUUGUGCACUGGGUCGUCUGGGUCAUCCGGAUGGUGAGCAUAACCUCGUCCGAGGCGCUGCCAAAUACAAUAUCCCGUACACUGUUAGCAAUGCCUCUUCAGUUAGCGCUACUGAUCUUGCAAAGUCUCUCCGCAAAGAGUCAGGCGGGGGAUCACUCUUCUUUCAACUGUACGUCAAGAGAGACCCAGCGGAGACCCGAAAGAGCAUUGAGCAAGCCAAGUCGCUUGGAUAUGGAGCUCUAUUAGUGACAGUGGAUACCCCGGUUGUGGGUAAACGCGAUGCUAGUGAUCGAUUUGCUAGCCAGCAGGCGCUCCAGGCAAAUUCCUCGGAGCUUCCAGUCGCUGGACCCCUGGCUUCUCAUGGAUCGGGCGUCCCUCGUGGACCCUACUCCUCCACUCUCACUUGGGCGGAUCUACAAUGGAUUGCCCAAGAAUGGGGCAAUGCUGGGCCACUCUGUCUGAAAGGAAUUACAACUGUCGAGGAUGCCCGCUUGGCUCUCGACAUGGGAUAUACAUCUCUGUAUUUGUCUAACCAUGGAGGCAGACAACUGGAUGGCGCGCCUUCAGCCCUCGAAACUUUGCUAGAAAUCAGACAAUAUGAUCCGGAGAUUCUCCAACUAUGCGAAAUCCUCGUUGAUGGAGGUAUCAGAAAAGGAGGCGACGUACUCAAAGCUCUGGCUUUAGGGGCAAACGCGGUCGGUCUGGGAAGGCCAUUUAUGUUCGCUCUCAUUUUACUUGACGAGAUUCAAACCGAUAUGCGAUUGCUGGGUAUCACUGAUUUAGCACAAUUGGGACCGUCGACUAUAAACACGAGAGAACUACAAGGGAUCAUAACACAACAAUUGGGCAAUGACAUGAUUGGUCACAAGCGUUUCGAGAGGGCAAAAAUAUGA